This is a messenger RNA of Penicillium canariense, 408 nucleotides long. RefSeq names its product DNA-directed RNA polymerase III core subunit RPC11. Gene Ontology annotation, cellular component: RNA polymerase III complex. The transcript has 3 exons. Gene Ontology annotation, biological process: DNA-templated transcription; termination of RNA polymerase III transcription. The coding region runs from base 1 to 408 and encodes 135 amino acids. Lineage: Eukaryota; Fungi; Ascomycota; Eurotiomycetes; Eurotiales; Aspergillaceae. Gene Ontology annotation, molecular function: DNA-directed RNA polymerase activity; nucleic acid binding; zinc ion binding. The record is from RefSeq and is a predicted model, not a curated record.
AUGCGCGAAGCCGAGCCAGUGAUGAACGAUGAACAUAAGCUGACCUCGCUGUGUCCUCUAGUCUGCCCCAACUGCAGCAAUGCGCUGACUAUUUCCCGCGCGGACUCGACGACCCAGUAUCCGAUGGGUGUCAACCGAUUCGAGUGCCGCACCUGUCCCUACGAGGAUGUCAUCGGAGGAGGCAAGCAGUACUAUGAGAAGACCGAGAUGAAGCAGAAGGAGGUGGAAGACGUCUUUGGGGGCGCGAACGAGUUUGCCAACGCAGACAGCGUUGCCACGCAAUGCCCAGCCGAGAACUGCAACGGGGACCGUGCAUACUUCUUCCAGCUGCAGAUCCGUAGUGCCGACGAGCCGAUGACUACGUUCUUGAAGUGUACGAGCUGCGGCGCUCGGUGGAGAGAGAAUUGA